AUGUAUUUGACCAAAACGCUGCAAAUCAAAAUUUCAAACGCGAGACUUUGGAAAAGAGAAUAUUUUCAACCGUACGGGACGAAUUGGACGAAAAAGUGGCUCCCGAGGCAUAUGAAAGGGCGAAACGCAGCGAACAUUUCCUCGCAAGUUCAAAAGGUCAAUUGCGUCAUAGAAGUUGUCGACGCGCGCCUUCCGCUGAGCUCGCGAAAUUACAACUUUGCGGCGCAGGGACGCGCUCCAAGGCUAGUUCUUUUCAACAAAGAAGACCUGGCGAAUCUAACUCCCGCCGAGAAAAAGUACUUCACGCAGCAAGAACUAGAAUCGGCAGAAGCUGUCGUCUGGGGCUGCGCGAACGAAACAAGUCCAUCGAUGCUCCCAGAGCUGCUGGAAAAAGUAGUUGCCUUGGCGGCUGGAAAUCUCUUCCCAGUCGAUCUUAUACCAGACGGUCAUGUCCAGGUCGCCGACUACAUUCUUUACGUUUUGAACCAACGCGAAUGCUGGAAUCACUACACAAAUUUCGCCUCCCUGUCUCUCCCGAGCGACAACAUAAAUACUCUUUUGGCAGCGAUUUGUGAAAAGUAUCAGCUCUAUCAUGAACCUGUUGAGCUACUGAGUCGAGCCAUGGAUCAAGGAAAAUGA
Oikopleura dioica is the source of this 639-nucleotide messenger RNA. Lineage: Eukaryota; Metazoa; Chordata; Appendicularia; Copelata; Oikopleuridae. The record is from the annotation of a GenBank genome assembly.